AUGUCCGUGACCAACAGGGAUAAACUUCGUGAGGGCAUAGAACGGAUUGAGUUCCAAGUAUCAUGUGCUUUCCUCUCCGUGUACGGGACGAAAAAGCGAGUUACUUCUUCGCAGCCGCCCACGAAGAUUCGACGGAUCGUCAUGUCGGCGCCGAAAAGAGAAGAGGCGCCUGUUAUCUUCAGGGAGCCCAUUCUUUAUCGCGAAUGGGGCCAUCGACUGGCCAGUCUGGGCAGAAACUCUUCGGCCAUUGAUUAUUUCGAGAAGGCGAGCAGAUUAUUGGAGACCGAGGAGCUGAGAACGUUAAUCGGUCAUUGCACAGUGCUGAUAGAAGACGCCAAAUACUCAGCCGCGGAAAAACUGUCGGAGAGAUGUAUGGAAAUAGAUCCCAGUCAUUAUCAAGCGAGGCAGAUGCGGAUGCGAGCGCUUUUCCAGACUGGUGAGUUCAGUCACAGCCUGGUACACGCUUACGAGGGUAUGCGGCGACUACGCAAAACGACCUUUGAACACGGUAUCUACCAGGCCAACGAAACCAUCGAAGAUUGCAUCGGCCGGAACACGUCGCCUAUAGCGUUGCUGCUGCUCUACCCGUGGAUACGGAAGCUGCGCGACUAUCGGCACCGCCUGAUCGGCAAACUCGAGAAGGAGGAGGACGAGUUCGAAGGUAUCGCCGUGGACGAGGACGAGACGAGAUUCAAGGUGAACGAUCCGGAAGUGCAACAGCAGGCUCGAAUGAGGAGACUGCAGCGCGUCAUAGCGAAGAUGUAUAUGGGUUACCUGGCGAUCGAUAAGGAUUUCCUCGAGGAGAUUGUCGGCCAGCCGGAAAUCGCGACUCCCGAACUGGUCGCGCUCGCGAGCGCCUGCCAACGGAACAUCAGCUACCAGCAGGACCGGCUGCGAAUGCGACGACCGCUCUACGUCACGCUCUUCGAGCGCCGGGCGAUACCGCGGGGGCACAGGACGGCGAUGAAGCGACAGCGGAAAUUACGCGCGUACAACAUCAUCGUCGCGGCGGAUUUCCUAUUGCGUCGUUUACACGCCGCGAGAGUCAACAAGGAUUACCUCGCCUUCUUCGGAUCCGUGGAUCGUAUCAAGGACAAGUUCGACUCGUAUUCGAGCAAAAUGUUUCCGCUGAAGGAGAAGUUUCUGAACGCGUUGUACGAAAUGGUGGCGUGGACUUACAUCGAUACGCGCGACUUGACGUGCCUGGACGACGAGGAAAUGAAAGCUACGUAUUUGAAGCAUCACUUAGGGAUACGAGUCGCGACGUUUCCCCGAGACAGCGAUCUCGCAUGGAUACCGAGCAUGAAUCCGAAGGAGAGGCUGAAGAUAUUUCGCAGGAGAUUAGCCAUGGCGUAUGCGCCGCUCGAGCUCGCCUGGCUGCAUCACGACCUGUGCAAGUUGCUCAUCGAUAUGUGUCGCUUCGACCUAGCCAGAUUCCACGGGAAGAAGGCGCGCGAUUCCGCGCAGGAGGCGAACUGCGAGCAGUGGGUGUUGAAUGCCGAUCACCUCAUCCUGCGGAUCGAGAUACAUCAGAAUAACAGGAACGAGGCGAAAGACGCCGCGAUGUCAGCGCUCGCGUGCGUCCAGAAGCUCGAUAUCGAUUACCUGAUAGAUUUCUACGAGAGGGCCAUAAAACUUGCGGACGAGCUAGACGUGGAGCGGAUCGCCGACUUCGACGGCGCCACCGCCAGGCAGCAGCUUAUCCUCGAACUGAUGCCGCCGGCGAUGAAGGAGGAGGUGGAUUUCCUGUGGCGGCGCAUGGACGUCGUGCCCGCCAAGAGACGGCUCUCCGUCAUGCCGGGCUGCAAGCCGAUCGAUCGAAAGCGCAAAAUGACGUCCGAGCGGAGGACGAUAUUACCCAGCCCGCCCAAGGACCCGGAGAGGGACGCCAGGAUCGUCCUGUUGCGGCAGUACGCUCCGCGCGUCCGCCGGCCGGGCUUCGUGGAUUUCGAAGAGUUCGAAUGA
This is a messenger RNA of Dinoponera quadriceps, 1965 nucleotides long. Its product is annotated as tetratricopeptide repeat protein 25-like. The record is from RefSeq and is a predicted model, not a curated record. The coding region runs from base 1 to 1965 and encodes 654 amino acids. The transcript is spliced from 7 exons. Lineage: Eukaryota; Metazoa; Arthropoda; Insecta; Hymenoptera; Formicidae. Gene Ontology annotation, molecular function: protein binding.